GGGAACUCAGCUACAAAGGCAUUCAGAGCAGAGGCAGUGAAUUUGCUCAGCAGUAUCCCUGCCAGAGCGGCAGUCCUUUCCCAAACAAGGCAGAGCGCGUCUUUAGGCGCUCUGGGAAUAAACAAACCCGCAAGAUCCCUUUGAUUAGAAUAAUCAAGAUAAACUCCCCCUGGACUUUUAACUUUUAGAGCAAAAACAAUCCUUGUCAGUAGAAGUGGGACAUCUGUUAAGAAUGAUGGGAUUUAAACCUUUCUUCUUCAGCAAAAUUGUGGUUACUCUCCUUGUAAGCAGCAUCUGCGCGACCAAAAUAAAUGUCCCACGGCUGAGACUCUCCUACAAAGACCUGCUGUCCACCAACAGGUCCUCCCUCUUCAGUGGCCAUGAUGGCCAACUGUCUCUCAGCGCUGUCUUUCUUGAUGAGUACCGAGAUCGGCUCUUCCUGGGGGGUAAAGAUGUCCUUUACUCUCUCCUACUGAGUCCCAUCAGCACUGAAUCCAAAGAGAUCUACUGGCCUCCAUUACCAGGAAACAGAGAAGACUGUAUUCAAACAGGGAAGGAACAGACGGAGUGUGCCAACUUUGUUCGCCUUCUGCAGCCGUACAAUCGUACUCACCUAUUGGCUUGUGGUACAGGUGCCUUCAUGCCCAUGUGUGCCUUUAUCUAUGUGGGCCACCGAGGAGAGCAUGUCUUCACCAUGAACCCCUUGAAUGUGGAGAGUGGACGAGGGAAGGUUCCACAUGACCCCAGCUUCCCAUUUGCAAGCACGUUUAGCGGUGGAGAGUUAUACACAGGGCUGACAGCGGAUUUUCUGGGAAGAGACUCUGUUAUUUUCAGAAGCAUGGGAGGUCGUACCACCAUGAGAACAGAGACUGACCAGAAACUUCUUCAUGACCCUCGGUUCAUCGCUGCCCACCUCAUCCCAGAUAAUGAUGAUAGGGAUGAUGACAAAGUGUAUUUCUUCUUUACUGAGUUGGCGUCAGAGCGGGGGGACAGGGAGGAGGCCAUCCAUACACGAGUUGGACGAGUCUGUGCGAAUGAUGUUGGAGGACAAAGAGUUCUUGUCAAUAAGUGGAGCACGUUCAUAAAAGCCAGAUUGGUCUGUUCUGUACCUGGACCUCAUGGCAUCGACACGCACUUCGACCAGCUUGAGGAUGUUUUCCUGCUGCAGACCAAAGAUGUGAGAAACCCAGACAUCUAUGCAGUUUUCAGCACUAUCAGUAAUGUCUUCCAGGGUUUUGCUGUAUGUGUUUACCAUAUGGCUGACAUCAGGGAAGCUUUCAAUGGACCCUUUGCCCAUAAAGAGGGUCCUAACUACCAAUGGGGCGCCUAUGAAGGCAGGAUGCCUUAUCCAAGACCAGGAGUUUGUCCCAGUAAAAUAACCAACCAACCUGGCAAAGAGUUCGGGAGCACAAAGGACUUCCCAGACUCAGUGCUGCAGUUUGCCCGCAGCCACCCACUGAUGUGGCGAUCCGUGCUCCCAGCUCGUCGCCAGCCUGUGCUUGUGAAGGCCAACAUUCCCUACAAGCUGAAACAAAUCGUGGUUGACAGAGUUGAGGCAGAGGAUGGGCAGUAUGAUGUCAUGUUCAUUGGUACAGAUGUUGGCACAGUCUUGAAGGUCAUUUCACUCCAUAGUGGAAACAGUCUGGAGGCAGAGGAGGUCACAUUAGAGGAGCUACAAGUCUUUAAAGUACCAACCCCAAUUACAUCAAUGGAUAUAUCUGUUAAAAGGCAAGCCUUAUAUGUGGGCUCGCCAGCAGGAAUGGUACAGGUGAAGCUGCAUCGCUGUGAGACCUAUGGGAAAGCUUGUGCUGAGUGCUGCCUUGCCAGAGAUCCUUACUGUGCAUGGGAUGGAUCGUCCUGUGCACGAUUUGUCCCAAACAGCAAACGUCGCUUCCGCAGGCAGGAUGUCAAACACGGAAACGCCGUGCUACAGUGCGUGGAUCAGAAUGUUAGCGGAGACCUGGAUGUGACUGAAGAUAAAGUCGUAUAUGGAACAGAAAAAAACAGCACCUUUCUAGAGUGUAUCCCUCGCUCGCCGCAAGCUUCCAUCACCUGGCUUGUCCAACGCAACGACCGCAAGGAAGAGGUGAAACUGGAUGAUCGUGUUAUGUCAACAGAUCAGGGUCUUUUGUUUCGUCGCCUCUUUCGUCAGGAUGAAGGUGUGUACAUCUGCCGCUCUCGGGAGCAUGGCUUUACACAAAGCUUGGCCCGCAUCACCCUUCAGGUCCUCCAGGGGGACAGCGUAGAUGAGCUUAUAGCACGGGACGGCCAAGGCAUAUCGGACAUGCUCAAAGACCGGUCUCCAGGAAGCCACAGACCCUGGAUGCCUUGCAGCACUUACAGCAGGGGUCAAAUCAGCCAGUCUCGCACAUGGUUCAAGGACAUCAUGCAGCUCAUUGGUCCAUCAAAUCUACCUCAUGUUGAGGAGUACUGUGAGAGAAUGUGGUGCAACGACAAGCUCCGGAGGAAACACAAGAGUAUGCUGGAGAAAUACCGCCAAGCACAGGAGAGUGCCAGGAAGGCACGCAGCAAGGGUUCUGGAGAACGCAACAGGACGCCACGAGAUCUGAGAGGACAGGAAGAGUAACAAAAGACAUUCUAAAUGUUAAUGGAUUGCAAUAAAGGUGGAAAAUAGAUCCAGCUUCUAAACCUGGGUUAGGAUGGCUUUGGAAGCCAACGAGAAGACUGCUACAAUCAGUAAAAUUAUGAGAAUUUGGAGGAUUUUUUUUGUCCAAUAAAAUAAAUUGAAUGUUUAAAUUUUAAGG
Messenger RNA from Cyprinodon variegatus (sheepshead minnow), 2765 nucleotides. RefSeq names its product sema domain, immunoglobulin domain (Ig), short basic domain, secreted, (semaphorin) 3G (gene sema3g). Lineage: Eukaryota; Metazoa; Chordata; Actinopteri; Cyprinodontiformes; Cyprinodontidae. Gene Ontology annotation, biological process: positive regulation of cell migration; neural crest cell migration; axon guidance. The transcript has 16 exons. The coding region runs from base 233 to 2587 and encodes 784 amino acids. Gene Ontology annotation, molecular function: semaphorin receptor binding; chemorepellent activity. The record is from RefSeq and is a predicted model, not a curated record.